Molecule: messenger RNA, 1500 nt
Organism: Salvia hispanica
Lineage: Eukaryota; Viridiplantae; Streptophyta; Magnoliopsida; Lamiales; Lamiaceae
Gene: PRS3
Product: phosphoribosyl pyrophosphate (PRPP) synthase 3
Biological process (GO): purine nucleotide biosynthetic process; 5-phosphoribose 1-diphosphate biosynthetic process
Cellular component (GO): cytoplasm; ribose phosphate diphosphokinase complex
Molecular function (GO): magnesium ion binding
Source: RefSeq, a predicted model, not a curated record
GAAAAAAUCCAAAUUAUUACAAAAUCGGAAUGCCGCAGUCUUGAAACUGACACUUUUAACAACUUCCCUCUUCACGCGGCGGUAGCCACCUCAACUGCCCCCAAAAUGUCGCCCAUUUCGCCGCCCCAAUCCGUUCCAUCAUUCUCGUCCAAAUCGCCCAGCAAAACCCUAACCACAGCCCCCAAUUCCACCCGCUCCUGUAACAGGAUUCACUGCGAGCUCAAGAAAGCUUCCGCGGCUCCUCAGAAAUGGACAAUUGAUUGCGUCUCUUCAACAGACCCAAUUCACAUCAUCCUCAAACCCCCGAAUUCGGCCUUACUCCCUUCGCCUAUGGAUUCGUCGCUCAAGAAUUCUAAGAGGGUUUGCCUCUUUUACUGCUCCGAGAUGAGGGACCUCGCUGAGAGAAUUGCUUCCGAGUCCGACGCAAUUGAGCUUCGCAGCAUUACUUGGAGGACAUUUGCAGAUGGAUUUCCGAAUUUGUUCAUAUCCAAUGCUCAAGGAGUUCGUGGACAGCAUGUGGCAUUCCUUGCUUCAUUCAGCUCUCCUGGGGUUAUUUUCGAGCAAUUGUCAAUCAUCUAUGCUCUGCCGAGACUAUUUGUCUCAUCCUUUACUCUCAUCCUGCCAUUUUUCCCUACGGGCACUUCUGAGAGAAUGGAGGAUGAAGGAGAUGUUGCCACAGCAUUCACGCUUGCGAGGAUCUUGUCCAAUAUUCCUAUAUCAAUGGGUGGACCUGCCAGUUUAGUGAUUUUCGAUAUCCAUGCUUUACAGGAGAGAUUUUACUUUGGUGAUAAUGUUUUACCCUGCUUCGAAAGUGGUAUACCAUUGCUCCUGAAUAGGCUACAAUCGCUUCCUGACUCUGAUAAUAUAACAAUAGCCUUUCCUGAUGAUGGUGCAUGGAAACGGUUUCACAAGCAGCUGCAGCACUUCCCAAUGGUUGUUUGUGCUAAAGUAAGAGAAGGUGAUCAACGAAUUGUAAGAAUCAAGGAGGGUGACCCGAAGGGACGUCAUGUUGUGAUAGUGGAUGACCUUGUCCAGUCUGGUGGCACGCUGAUAGAGUGUCAGAAAGUGUUGGCCAAACAUGGAGCUACCAAAAUAAGUGCUUACGUGACGCAUGGAAUCUUUCCAAAUAAGUCAUGGCAACGGUUUAACCAUGACAAAGGAGGCAACCCCGAGAAUGGGAUGGCUUACUUUUGGAUCACAGACUCAUGCCCGGAGACGGUGAAGCAGGUAAAGAACAAGCCCCCCUUCGAGGUCAUAAGUCUUGCAGCUGCCAUAGCAUCUGCACUCCAUAUUUAGGAGUGGUGUGAGGUCACAUUUUCGUACAAGAAUCUCUUCACUGCAUCUUAGUUAUAGAGAUUUUGACCGAAAGCUAAAUUGGCUAAGCUGUCUCGUGUAAUAGUUCCCAAAAAUAUGUUUCUAGUUUUGUUCUAUUUAUGUGUAGAAUAAUUUUGAGAAUUCGAUGUCUUAAUAAUGAACAAAAGGGUGCAGGUUGUUGUUUUC